AUGUCUCAUCUCGGCAAGUAUUUGCAUAUUCCGUCCUUUCCAAGUGCUGAUCUCUCUCGCACUUAUAGAUGUCCUCCUCUCGCUUUGAAUCGGAUACCGGGAUGCACAGAUGUUCGCACCAUGGAAGCCCCUGAUACGUUCCCCACAGUCGAGCUAUUGCAGCCAGCGGUCAUCAGUCGUCCCGGCCCUGUGAGUGGGAACGCGGAAGGGGUCUUCCAAACCAUCUCAGACGGCAAUUAUCCAUCGCACGAUCAAUCUAGUCAACCGCUGCACUUGUACUACCAGAACGUUGGAGGCAUGAACAUGCACAUCACCGACUAUUUGCUGGCUUGUUCGGAUGAUUGCUUCGACAUCAUCGCUCUUUCGGAGACCUGGCUCAGUGAUUGUACGCUCUCCGUUCAAGGUUUUGGAUCCAACUACGAAGUCUUCCGUACCGAUCGCAGCCCCUUAAAUAACUCAAAAACUAUUGGAGGCGGGGUGCUUAUCGCAGUGCAUCGUCGUUUGAAGGCGCAACUGAUCGAAACCGCAUCUGGUAAAUGCGUGGAGCAGGUUUGGGUGCGUUUGAAACUGGUCAAUUUUUCCCUCUACCUUUGUGUGAUAUAUCUUCCUCCGGACCGAUGCCGCGAUCUACCGCUAAUCGAUGCACACAUACAGUCGUUGCAAGAAAUUACUUCCACUCAUGUACUACCCGUAGAUGAAAUCUUGAUUGUGGGAGACUUCAACUUUUCCAGCAUAAAAUGGCAAACAAGUUCCGGUGGUUUCUUCUUUCCUGAUCCGGCGCUCUCCACUUUCCACAUUGGCAUUACAACCAUGCUCGACGGCUACAACCUCAACCUUCUUCGACAGUCGAAUCCUGUCGUUAAUGAAAAUAACCGGAUGUUGGAUCUUUGCUUUUCAAGUAGAGAAGAUGUUGCACCAAAGAUUAGUGCUUCACCGUUCCCUCUGGUCAAUUCCGUUCGUCAUCAUCCUCCACUACAUAUUGUGCUCGAUUCAAAUCGCUUACAGAACGCCUGCAUUCCAACGGACAUCAUCUGCUAUAAUUUUAGUAGAACCGACUACACCAAUAUGACCGACUUCUUGACGCAAAUCGACUGGGAUGAAGUUCUCGACAACGAUGAUGUCAAUGCUGCUGUGCAGACGUUUUCUAAUGUUAUGAGCUACGCAAUCGACUACUAUGUACCGAAACGAUCGAGACGGCAGACCCGGCAUCCACCAUGGCUGACUGCGGAAGCGAGACAUCUGAAAACGACCAAAAGAGCCGCUCUAAAGAGGUAUUCUAAACAUGGAGGAUUUUCCCUGCGUAAUCACUACGUGCAGAUAAAUCAGUUGUACAAGAAAACCGUUAAGCGCUGCCAUGCCAACUACUUGAACAACGUACAACGAAAACUGAAAUCAAAUCCAAGGUAUUUCUGGAAACAUGUGAAUGAGCAAAGGAAAGAAUUUGGGUUGCCCUCGUCAAUGAGCUUUGGAGAUCGUACUGGUUCGUGCACACAGGAAAUCUGCCAGAUGUUUGCGGAAAAGUUUUCUAGGGUUUUUUCAAAUGAAAUCCUGACUCAGCAGCAAAUUGCUGCCGCAGCACUUAACGUUCCCCUGUCUAAUAACUCAUUGAACUGCAUCAAUAUUGACGAAGACUCAAUACGGACGGCAAUUGUAGGAAUGAAAGCCUCAAAUUCGAAGGAAUGA
This is a messenger RNA of Malaya genurostris, 1683 nucleotides long. RefSeq lists its product as uncharacterized. NCBI's taxonomy places the organism in Eukaryota, Metazoa, Arthropoda, Insecta, Diptera, Culicidae. Bases 1 to 1683 code for a protein of 560 amino acids. The record is from RefSeq and is a predicted model, not a curated record. The transcript is spliced from 2 exons.